UCCGUCGCCCAUUUCUGACGCUUGACGUCAACCACAAAGCUAAUGGAUAGUUCCUUGCUACAGUCUAAAAACAUCCAUUUUGGGAAACAUGAUGUUGCGGGCACUACUUUUUGUUUUUUCUUUUAUUCUAAUUUUUUAUAGAAUAGGAGUAGCCAUUAUGGACCACGUCUGUUGUCCCUACCAUCUGCUUCAUCACACGCUGAAGAUCAUACAUACAGCUUCAAAUGUUGCUGUGAUUCUGUAUAAGUUAGGUUCAGAAUUCAGAAGGUUCAUCCAAUUCCCAAUUGCCAUGGAUGUAGAUUGUCCUCUCUGUAUUCGUUUGGCUGCAGUUUUAUUCAUGCACAGUUUGUUGACCAGUUCAUCCACUGCUGGAGCCAACAACAUUACCACAGAUCAAUCUGCACUUCUGUCCCUGAAAAGUCGCACCGUUUCAGAUCCUUAUGAAGUCAUGGAAAACUGGACAGUUCCAUCUUCAGUUUGCAAUUGGAUUGGUGUCACCUGCGGCAAACGCCACAAUAGAGUGAUUGGAUUGAAUAUUUCUAAUAUGGGUCUUGCCGGAAGCAUCCCACCGGAGCUUGGAAACCUUUCAUUCCUUGUUUCGAUUGACAUUAGUAAAAAUGGCUUUGAAAGUACCUUGCCUGAAGAUUUAGUUCGGCUGCAGAGAUUGAGAUUUGUGAGUUUCAGCUACAACAACUUCACCGGCGAGGUUCCUUCUUGGAUUUCAUCCUUACCUCAGCUUGAGAACUUGUCUCUCAGGAACAAUAGUUUUUCUAGCAUAAAUUCAUUUCUUGUCUCAACAUCAAACCAAACAAAGCUUGAUACUUUGACGGUUUCCUACAAUCCUUUUCAGGGAGAAAUUCCGAAAUCUAUAGGCAAUCUUCGAAGCCUCAAGAAGCUUUACAUGGUAGGCAAUGGAUUUUCAGGGUCCAUUCCUACCUCCAUUGUAAACAUAUCAGGUUUAGAGACUUUGGAAUUGUCAGAAAAUUUGAUUCAAGGGAUGCCAGAAGCCAUAGGAAAUCUUCACAUGUUGAAAUGGUUGAACUUGCAAGGGAAUCGACUUGAUGGUUCUAUACCACUAAUUGUCUUCAACAUUUCAACUCUAGAAAACUUAAGCUUUUCAAGAAAUCAAUUAUCGGGUACUCUUCCUGGUGACAUGUGCCGUGGAGUUCCAUUGCUGAAAAGGCUUUAUCUAUCUGAUAACAUGAUACAUGGACACAUACCAUCAAGUAUUUCCUCGUGUACUCAACUUCAGUUUUUCUCGAUGCCACAUAAUGUUCUUACAGGAAGUAUACCAAAAGAAAUUGGGAGCUUGGAGAUGCUUCAGACAUUGUAUCUUCGCAGCAACAUGUUAACAGGUCUAAUUCCAUCAGAGAUUGGAAACCUUCACAAUCUCCAGUUCUUAAGUCUGGGGGACAACUUUCUAACUGGAACUAUACCAUCAACUAUGUCCAAUAUGUCAUAUCUAAAUUAUCUAUCUUUCAAAAGGAAUAGGCUCCACGGAUUCUUGAUUGAUGAAAUUGGGAACCUAACCAUGCUCACGGAACUUUAUCUCGGUGAAAAUAAUUUCACAGGUGUGAUUCCGCAAGUGUAUGAUAGACUAACUCAAUUAGAGGUCUUGGAGAUGGGGAUGAAUAGCUUAAGUGGCCAUAUACCUUCAUACAUAUUCAACCUGUCUACACUGAAGGUGAUUUCACUUUUAGGAAAUGAUUUUAUAGGCAAUGUUCCUGAAAAACUAAGUUCUUCUCUUCCAAAUCUUGAACAACUCUUUCUUGGUGUCAACCAUCUGAAUGGUGUUAUACCAAACUCGUUCUCAAAUUUUUCUCAUCUCAAGAUUCUAGAUCUUACUUACAAUGAGUUAACUGGUUCAAUUCCCGACAACUUGGGGUAUGUAAGAUCCUUGGAAGUGCUAAACUUAGUGGGGAACAAUUUAAUAAGUGAAUCUGUUUCGCCUGAGCUGAAGUUUUUCACUUCUCUGAUGAGUUCCAGGUCCUUAACAUUCUUGGCAGUCAAUGAUAAUCCACUAAAUGGCACUUUUCCUACAUUUGCUGGGAAUCUUUCUUCUUCCCUACAAUCUUUUAGUGCAUCAGGAUGCAGUAUUAGGGGAUUCAUUCCAAAUGAAAUUGGAAAAUUAAGUGGAUUGGUGAGAUUAAAUCUUCAGGGAAAUGAUUUGACUGGAACCAUUCCAAGUGAACUCAGUAAACUGUCUAAUCUUCAAGAAUUGGAUCUUGGAAACAACAGCCUGACUGGAUUUAUUCCCACUGAUAUCUGCAAAUUAGAACGUUUGGGACGCCUGGCAUUGGGCCAAAAUCGUCUAACAGGUUCACUUCCGGAAUGCUUGGGAAGUGUAUCCUCUCUAAGGUACAUAGAUCUCAAUUCCAAUAACCUGUCUUCUGAAAUACCUCCAAGCAUUUGGAGCUUGAAAGAUCUCUCAGAUCUUGAUAUCUCCUCAAAUUCUAUCAAUGGUUCUAUAUCUCCUGAAAUAGGAAACUUGAAGGCAGCCAAUACCAUUGACUUGUCAAUGAACCAGUUGUCAAAUGAUAUCCCCAACACCUUUGGAGGUUUAGAAAAUGUGAUAACUCUUUCUCUAGCGUAUAAUAAAUUUCAGGGUCCCAUUCCUGAUUCCAUUGGCAAAAUGCUGAGUUUGAAUUCUCUAGAUCUAUCACACAAUAUGCUUUCUGGUACAAUUCCCAAGUCCUUGGAGUCUCUAACACAACUCAAGUCCUUCAAUGUUUCUUUCAAUAAAUUAUCAGGAGAGAUUCCGACAGAGGGCCCUUUCAAAAAUCUUACAAGCCGAUCCUUUGCAUUCAAUACUGCAUUGUGCGGUUCUAAGAGGUUUCUGGUUUCAUCCUGCAAAGCAACGCGAAGGUCAAACAGAAAGAAAGAGCUUCAGAUUGUUUUCGUUGUUCUGGGAAUAGUGGCAUUAAUUUUGACUGGGAGCAUGAUCUUUUUAAUUACUAGAUACUACAGGAAAAAAGAGUAUCCAAUUGUGUCAGAUAUAUUUGCUACAAAGAAACCUAUAAGAGUUUCUUAUUACGAGCUUUUACAAGCAACGAAUGAAUUUAGUGAAGACAAUUUGCUAGGCAGCGGAAGCUUUGGCUCAGUUUACAAAGGUGUUUUGAAGGAUGGGACUGUUUUGGCUAUAAAAGUUUUCAAAACACAAAUGGAGCAUGAAUCAAAGUCUUUUGAUGCUGAAUGUGAAGCCCUACGGAAUCUUCGUCAUAGAAACCUUAUUAAAGUUGUUGGAAGUUGCUCAAAUAAAGAUUUCAAGGCCUUAUUACUGGAGUACAUGCCCAAUGGAAGCUUGGAGAAGUGGUUGUACUCUAACUACAAUUUGGAUGUCAUACAGAGAUUGAACAUAUUGAUAGAUGUGGCUUGUGCAGUCGAAUAUCUCCACCAUGGCUAUUCGACACCUGUUGUUCAUUGUGAUUUAAAGCCUAGUAAUAUCCUCAUGGAUGAGAACAUGGUUGCCCAUGUAAGUGAUUUCGGCAUCACAAAAUUUUUGGGCGAAGAAGGGAGUGUCACUCACACCAGGACUCUUGCAACACUUGGCUACAUGGCUCCAGAAUAUGGAUCGGAAGGCAGGAUUUCCACAAGCUGUGAUGUCUACAGUUACGGCAUCAUCAUGCUGGAAAUGUUCACAAGAAAAAGUCCUUGCGAUGAAAUGUUUUCUGGUGGCAUGAACCUCAGGAGUUGGGUAAAAGUUUCACAUCCUGAUGUUCUGAUCCAGGUUACCGACCCCAGUUUGAUAAGCAUUGAGGAAAUGAAUGCCAGUACAGUAUUGCCUUGCAUAUCAUCUGUGUUGGAAUUGGCUAUGAGAUGCUCGGAGGAUGCUCCCAGCGAAAGGAUGAACAUGACAGAUACUUUGGCAGAAUUAAAGAAAAUCAAACUCAACUUUAUGCAACACUAUGCUGGACCAGAGACGCGGUGACAAACAAUCUGCCAUGCUACCCAUCCGAGUUAUCCAUAUUUGUUAAUACUUUAUCUAAGAUCUCAUUGAAUGUACUUAUUUAUCUUGAAUAAUCUUUCUGAAAAUUAAUGUAUUCCAGUGUGAUUAAUAACUAAAUUUGGAGAAUGUAACAAAACUAAUAAAGUUAAUCUCCUAUUAUAAUAAGCUUAUUGCUUUGGGUAUAGCUCCAACCCAAAUUUUUCUAGUUAAGGUAUCGACAGGUCUAAUUAAGCCUAUUAGGGACUUGCCUAUCCUCCUACCCACCGUGUUUUUGUCCCAGAAAGGGAAACCAGGAAGAUGUUUUGCACAGCUGGGGGGAAUCUGUCUGAUUCUGAUCUUUGUUAUCUCAGGCAAAUUCAUAUUCAUUUCCUAAACUUUGUUCACAUAUUUCAGUUCAAUCAUUAACCUUGACUCUUUCUAUACUAUGUGUGAUGUUGAAUCUAUAUAUGUGUUGUACCUAUUGUAGAAAAUGAGCAAGUUAAACUGAGGCUUUACUAAAUUUCAUGAUUUUUGUUUUUCUAAGUGGAAUCUUAAUAUUAGUCUACAAAGUAAGGCCGGAAAGUCAAUUGAGGGAUAUGUGUAAUCACUUCAAAUAAUAUCUUGUGGAGGAAAUGAGCAAUCCAACCAUUAUCGUUUCUUCUAAUAAAAUUCUUUGGUUUCCUAACCCGCUCCCCAUUUCAUUGAUAGCUUAUUUUCGCCAUUGACUUGGAAGACUUAGCUUUGUAAUGGGGAAGAAGGUAGAAAAAGUCUACCAUCCCCACUACACAGCUGUGGCUUUUAGUUGGGGGGCCCUGCUUUCAAUUGGUUUCUAAUAAUUGCUUUCUACAGUAUAAUUUAUGGAAUGACUUUUCACAUA
Molecule: messenger RNA, 4802 nt
Organism: Andrographis paniculata
Lineage: Eukaryota; Viridiplantae; Streptophyta; Magnoliopsida; Lamiales; Acanthaceae
Product: probable LRR receptor-like serine/threonine-protein kinase At3g47570
Exons: 5
Coding region: 89-3928 (1279 amino acids)
Biological process (GO): protein phosphorylation; hormone-mediated signaling pathway
Cellular component (GO): plasma membrane
Molecular function (GO): receptor serine/threonine kinase binding; ATP binding; protein kinase activity
Source: RefSeq, a predicted model, not a curated record